Molecule: messenger RNA, 3958 nt
Organism: Perca fluviatilis (European perch)
Lineage: Eukaryota; Metazoa; Chordata; Actinopteri; Perciformes; Percidae
Product: myosin-16
Exons: 18
Coding region: 139-2772 (877 amino acids)
Cellular component (GO): myosin complex
Source: RefSeq, a predicted model, not a curated record
ACAUACACUUAUCAUUUAUGGAAAAAAGGGGGAGUUCUCCGCGCUUCUGCAGACCACAACAAUCCGGUGCAACCAAGGCGGGACACAACAGAACAAACAGCAAAAAAUUGCCGGUGCAACACGGAUGUCUUCCACCUGAUGAUUUUAUUUCUCAAGGCUCGCAUUGAGGAGCUGGAGGAGGAGCUGGAAGCAGAGCGAGCCAUCAGAGCCAAGGUGGAAAAGCAGAGAGCAGAUCUAAGCAGAGAGCUGGAGGAUCUCACUGACCGGCUGGAGGAAGCAGGAGGCGUGACCGCCUCACAGAUGGAGGUGAACAAGAAGCGAGAAGCUGAGCUGCUGCGCCUGAGGCGAGACUUGGAGGAGACCUCUGUCCAGUCAGACGCGCUGGCUGCGUCACUGAGGAAAAGGCACAGCGAUGCCAUGGCAGAGCUGAGCGAGCAGUGUGAGGCUCUGCAGCGGAGCCGAGCCAAACUGGAGAAGGACAAGCAGAACCUGAGGAUGGAGGUAGACGAGCUGGCUGCUUCUCUGGACAGUCUGCAGAAAGCCAAGACGUCCUCAGAAAGCCAGAUGAAGAAGCUGGAGGAGCAGCUGUCAGAAGCCAACAGGAAAGCCGAGGACCUGCAGAGGGCCCAGGCCGAGCUCAGUGUGGCCAGGAACAGACUCUCAGCUGAUAAUGCAGACGUGAGUCGACAGAUGGAAGAGGCAGAGAGCAGAGCCAGCCAGCUGAGCCACUCCAAGACUCUGCUCACAUUGCAGCUGGAAGAAGUGAAGAAACAACUGGACGAGGAGGUCAAGUGUAAGCAGGUGGUCAACAGCAGUCUGAGCUCGGUGCAGCAGGAGUGCGAGGCGCUAAGGGAGCAGCUGGAGGAGGAGCAGGAGUGCAAGCAGGAGCUGCAGCGGCUCGUCUCCAAACUCAACAGUGAGGUGACACACUGGAGGAGCAAACACGAGGCGGACACCAUCCAGCACGCCGACGAGCUGGAGGACACCAGGAAGAAGCUGGCCACCAGGCUUCAGGAGGCCGAGGAGGCUGUGGAAGCCACCCAGGCCAAAUGUUCCUCGCUGGAGAAAAGCAAACAAAGGCUGCAGGGAGAGGUGGAGGAACUCUGUAUGGACCUGGACAAGGCCAGAAGCUGUGCUCAGGCUCUGGAUAAAAAGCAGCGCGUCCUGGAGAAGUACCUCAUAGACUGGAAGCACAAGUGUGAGGAGCUGGUGGCGGAGGUGGAAGGCUGCCAGAAGGAGGGCAGGCAACACGCCAGCGAGCUUUCCAAAGUCAGGUCGGCCCAUGAAGAGUCUGUGGAGCAGCUUGAGGCCCUGCGCAGGGACAACAAGGCCUAUCAGGAGGAGGUAGCGGACCUCACAGAGCAGCUCUCAGAUGGAGGCAAAAGUGUCCAUGAGCUUCAGAAGGCAAAGAAGAAGAUUGAGAUGGAGAAAGAAGAGCUACAGGGCUCACUAGAAGAGUCGGAAGCAGCUUUGGAGGCCGAGGAGACCAAGGUGCUGAGGCUGCAGCUGGACAUGUCUCAGGCUAGAGGGGAGCUGGAGCGCAGACUUCAGGAGAAGGAGGAAGAGAUGGAAGCUACUAGAAAAAGCCACCAGAGGGCGCUGGACACCCUGCAGGCCAGUCUGGAUGUCGAGGUCAAAGGCAAAAUAGAGGGGCUAAAGCUGAAGAAGAAACUGGAGACGGCCAUCAGCGAACUGGAGCUGCAGGUGGACCUGCUCACCAAAAACAAUGCUGAGCUAAGCAAGAGCAGCAAGAAGAUGCAGCAGCAGAUUAAGGAGCUGCAGGCCCAGCUGGAGGAGGAGGUCCGGAGCCACGAGGAAUGCAGGGAGGACCAGGGGGCUGUGGAACGACGCUGCAUGCUGUUGGUCAGCGAGGUCGAGGAGACCCUUGCAGCCCUGGAGAGCGCCGAGCGGGCCCGACGGGUCUGUGAGACGAAGCUGCAGGAGGCUAGCGAGAAGCACAGCCACCUCAACAACCAGUUUCAGUUGGCUGUGAGUGGGAGAAGGAAGCUGGAGGGGGAUCUCCAGACUCUGCAGCAGGAGCACGAGGAGCUGCAUGCAGAGCUGAGAGCAUCCACAGACAAGUCCAAGAAAGCCAGCUGCGAGUUGGAGCGAGUGGGGGAGGAGCUGCGUCUAGAGCAGGAGCACACGCUCCACCUGGAGAGAGUGAAGAAAGGCCUGGAGGCUCAGGUCAGAGACAUGAGCAGCAGGCUGGACCAGGCCGAGCAGAUGGCUCUGAAAGGAGGCAAGAAGAUCAUCCAGAAGUUAGAGGGAAAGGUGAAGGAGAUGGAGCUGGAGUUGGACUCGGAGCAGAAGCGGCACGCUGAGACGGUGAAGACUCUGCGGAAGAACGAGCGUCGGCUGAAGGAGCUGCUGUUUGAGUCUGAGGAGGAGCAGAAGAACCAGCAGAGGAUGCAGGAGCUGGUGGAGAGGCUGCAGAACAAGAUGAGGGCCUACAAGAGACAAGUGGAAGAGGCAGAGGAACAAGCUACCAUGAACCUGGCGAAGUACAGGAAGACGGUCCAUGAACUGGAUGACGCUGAGGAGCGAGCGGACAUUGCUGAGUCAGCACUCACCAAGAUCAGGACCAAGAGGAGAGGCAGCUUGGGACAGGGCUACUCCUCUGGUUACAGUACCCCGUACCCUGGCCUGGUCCGCUCCCCCAGCUCCGUGGGGUCAGAGGGCAGAGGGGAGAAGAUCCUCAACGAUGACGAGUCUGUCAGCUCCCUCAUCCCAGCAUAUCUCAACUCGCUCAAGAAGCUCAUGGUGGAUUAGAAACCCAGCGGGUAGAAUGGUAGAAUGUCAGAGCUCCAAAUUUCUCCAGCCGCUACGGCACUCACAAUCUGACUGGAAAAGUGCUACAGUAUGAUGUCUCAACACAUACAGGUCAUUAGCAAACCAUUCAAUGUGUGUCACCUGUGUGUGUAUACUCUACAUUUCCUUUUGAACUUUUCUAUAAUGUACUCGUUCCUUCCUCUCUUUGUAAGAUCAUAGCUUCCACUUUUGUAUACACUUCAUAAUGUUAUAUGUUUGUUAAAAACUGAUUGAAUAUGGAAACUGUACUGUAAUUUUGUUCUAAAAUACCAAAAGGUGUUUAUUACAAAAAGUAAUCCAUAUAAUCUGAAGUAUAAACUAUUCACCAUUUAUAAAUGGUGUACUGUGGUAAACUGUCCACUUAAUGUUCUCACAAAAAUGAAACAAUAUAUUCAAUACUGCCUCGGCUUCCCUAGAUGAUGGGAAAUCUAAAACUGCAGUGAAAGCUUAAUUUAUCUGUAAACUAGUUAAAAGUUUCCCAACUGCUAGGGUCUGGGGGGACGGCACGAAGCAGAGACUGUAAUAAUAGACAACGUAGCAGCAACCGUUGGGUUGUGGACUGCUGACUUCUGAAGCCUCGAUCUUGGCCGUCGCCAUCUUAGUAUUUUGAAAUCAAUCUGACCAUAUUUGGUCAAGUGGGUGGAGCUGGAGAUGCUGGCUAAGCGCUAAGCUAAACACUAAGCUAAACGCUAAGCUAAAUAUAAAGAGGAAAACUUUUUUCAACUUCUGAAGUGAGUGGAGUCCAGUGGAGUUGGCUAAUGAACACUAAAAAAGACAUUUCUAGGCAACCAAAAUGUUGGUAAAAGUUUAAGAUGAAAAACAUGCAUAUCAGCCAAAAACAAGUUGAGGUUUAUUUUAAUGUCCCCAGUGUUAGCAUGGUUAGCAUUGCUAAGCCUCUGUCCUGAUUGACAGGUCCUAAAGCGUCCCCUGCUUUAUCGUGUAUUUUAAAAUAAAUGGGAGCAUCAUUAAUUAAAUGAACAUCACACUGUGUUGAAGAAGACUUACAAGUAGCGAUUGAGACCAUAAACUCAUUAUGAAAAUGUUUACUGAGGUAAUAAAUCAAGAGAGAAGUAGACUCAUUUUCUCACAGACUUCUAUAGAAACAGGAGCCAGUGGAGUCUCCCCCUGCUGGAAGUUAGAGAGAAUG